Messenger RNA from Dreissena polymorpha, 1162 nucleotides. RefSeq names its product neo-calmodulin-like. Gene Ontology annotation, molecular function: enzyme regulator activity; calcium ion binding. Lineage: Eukaryota; Metazoa; Mollusca; Bivalvia; Myida; Dreissenidae. The transcript is spliced from 6 exons. The record is from RefSeq and is a predicted model, not a curated record. Bases 65 to 514 code for a protein of 149 amino acids.
CCAACACAGAAUAGGACGAUUACUGAUAAUAGUUGUAUACGUUUUAAAGUGGUUGGAAUUUAACAUGGCCCAUAAACUUACUCCAGAUGAGCUCGAGGAGAUGCGGCAGGCGUUCCGCGUAUUCGACAAGGACGACGACGGCACUAUCUCGACGCACGAGCUGCGGACCGUGAUGCGCUCCCUGGGCCAGGACCCGACGCAAGAGGAACUGGAAGACAUCGUCCGGCAGGCCGACACCGACGGUGACGGUGUGAUCGAGUUUGACGAGUUUAUCGCCCUGAUGACGAAGCAGCUCGCCGCAUCCGGCACAGAGAAGGAUAUCAUGGAGGCGUUCAAGGUGUUCGACCCGACAAACAAAGGCUACAUACUGGCAACCGACCUACGACACAUCAUGGCGACCAAGGGGGACAGAAUGACGGACGAGGAGGUGGAUGAAAUGAUUGAGGACGCCGAUCUAGAUGGUGACGGACAUAUUGAAUACCAGGAGUUUGUAAAGAUGCUGUGCCAGAAAUGAACAGCCCCCUUAUUUCUAGAAAAACAGCACCGUUCCAACCGCAAUAUGGACAUUCGAAUUAUUGGACAGUUGCUUAAUUUUCACGCUGAGUGUUCCCGUUCAAUGACGUCAGGAGCAUUAUCUACGAUCUGUUAACAUUAGUGUACAUAACGCGAUCUGAACCACAUUUGAGUUGAUAUCUUGAAUUUAAGCACUUUGUACAAACUAUAGACCAAUAUCAAACAUAUGCUCGUAUUUUUCAGAUAUUGAGAAACUCUUAAGUUUUUUCCUCUGAAGAAUAAAUACCCAAUCGGAUGCUUCUCGAUAAAAGAUCGAACUCACGACCUCCCUCUCUCAAAUAACUACGCUUUUUCUUGUAUCAAUUUGAUAUAUCACAAUCAUAUGAGAUCACAGUGUAGAUAAUUGUGAUUCUUGUCCAUGCUAUCAUUGAUUUCGGAGUGAUUGACUUGAGUAUUUGCUAGCUCAUGGUGGUAAUUUGUUUUGUUUACUUUGUCGUUAUUAUUGUUUUUAAUCCAUAUGUAUGCACACAUUGUCGAAGAUCGAGCAUUUGUAAUCACAAACAAUAAGUUCCCUAUGUUUUCAACCGCCAAACAAACAUAGUGAUUAAUUAUGUCAAUAGUAUAACAUGCAUUUACAAAUGCAUUGUUU